Messenger RNA from Closterium sp. NIES-67, 428 nucleotides. The record is from the annotation of a GenBank genome assembly. NCBI's taxonomy places the organism in Eukaryota, Viridiplantae, Streptophyta, Zygnematophyceae, Desmidiales, Closteriaceae.
UAUUAGGGAAUGGCAGAUGGACGCCGACAGGCCGAGGCGAAACACGAAACUGCGGAGAGGGCAAAGAGAAGACAGGAAGACAGAGAGAGAGAGAGAGAGAGAGAGAGAGAGAGAGAGAGAGAGAGAGAGAGAGAGAGAGAGAGAGAGAGAGAGAGAGAGAGAGAGAGAGAAUGAGAGAGAGAGAGAGAAUGAGAGAGAGAGAGAGAGAGAGAGAGAGAGAGAGAGAGAGAGAGAGAGAGAGAGAGAGAGAGAGAGAGAGAGAAACAGAGAUCAAGAAAGAGGGAGAGGAUGAGAUGUGGUCGACCAGUAGGGUAAGGGACGAUUUGCCAUCGAGUAAGCCUGGACCACGAACCCCUCCAGUGAUGCAUAAGCUUGUGGGAGCCUUUGCUCUAGCAGGAAUCGGGUAUCAACAAACUUGGGAGAUAUGU